Molecule: messenger RNA, 2795 nt
Organism: Grus americana (Whooping crane)
Lineage: Eukaryota; Metazoa; Chordata; Aves; Gruiformes; Gruidae
Gene: PKD2L1
Product: polycystin 2 like 1, transient receptor potential cation channel
Exons: 15
Coding region: 252-2795 (847 amino acids)
Biological process (GO): potassium ion transmembrane transport; detection of mechanical stimulus
Cellular component (GO): membrane
Molecular function (GO): calcium channel activity; calcium ion binding; sodium channel activity
Source: RefSeq, a predicted model, not a curated record
UUGGUGUUCCCAGGGCUGCUGGAAUAAUAGGGCUGUGGGGGGUUCCUAACAACGAGUAGUGCCACCCCCUUGAUAGGUGUCACCAGCUGAGCUGGUAUAAAAUGGAGAGAGCAUGUGUGGCCCCCUCCUGGGUUGCUGAGGUAAACAAGCUGGUGUUGACCCCUUCCUUCUCUGCUAGCUUCUAACUGCAGCCUAGGCAGGCAAUCUUCACAAUUCCAGUUAAAAAGUACUCCUGCUGGCAGUGACUAGCUAUGAGCUCAUCUCACCUAAACAACGGACCUGAGACUCCCUUUCAAGCCUCAGAGGAGCAUGAACUGGAGGCAGUGGGGAAGAAAGCUUGGGAUAAUCCUGUUUACAAUGGCUCUCCCUCUACCUCCUUGAAGAUUCGAGCUAUCUACAACCCCAAGUCCAUCCUGGAGAAUCCCUAUGAGAACUUUGAAGAGGUGAGGGAUCCGCUGCCCUACCAGGAAAAGCAGAGCAAAGCUGUGGAUGGGAAGACAAGUCCUUUUCUCAAGUGCUGUUUCUACAUCUUCAGAGGCAUUCGAGGUCUGUGGGGCACUACACUGACUGAGAACACAGCUGAAAACAGAGAGCUUUACGUGAAGACCACACUGCGAGAGCUGCUUGUUUAUAUUUUGUUCUUGGUGGACAUCUGUCUACUGACAUAUGGAAUGACAAGUUCCAAUGCCUAUUACUACACCAAAGUGAUGUCUGAGCUCUUCCUGCAGACCUCUUCGGAUGGCCGUGUCUCCUUCCAGUCCAUUGGCAGCAUGGCUGACUUCUGGGUGUAUGCACAGGGCCCCCUUCUGGAUAAUCUUUACUGGACAAAGUGGUACAACAAUGAGUCCCUAGCAGCACAUGGCACCCAGUCAUACAUCUAUUAUGAGAACCUGCUGCUGGGUGUCCCACGCAUGCGACAACUGAAGGUGAAGAACAAUUCCUGUGUGGUCCAUGAUGACUUCAAGGAGGAAAUCUUAGGCUGCUAUGAUGUAUACUCAGAAGACAAGGAGGAAAGGGUGUCCUUUGGGCUCAUCAAUGGAACAGCGUGGCGGUACCAUUCUGAGGAGGAGCUGGGUGGCUCAUCUCACUGGGGAAGAUUAACCAGUUACAGUGGGGGAGGAUACUACAUAGACCUCAAGUUGACUAGAGAAAAGAGUGCUGAAGCCCUGCAAGUCUUGAAGGAGAAGUUGUGGCUGGAUCGAGGGACGCGAGUUGUCUUCAUUGAUUUCUCUGUAUAUAAUGCAAAUAUCAAUCUGUUCUGUGUUCUGAGGUUAGUGGUUGAGUUUCCAGCCACUGGUGGUGCCAUUCCCUCCUGGCAAAUCCGAACAGUCAAGCUUAUACGAUAUGUCAGCGCAUGGGACUUCUUCAUUGUUGCCUGUGAAAUUGUCUUCUGUAUCUUCAUCUUCUACUAUGUGGUGGAGGAGAUUUUGGAGCUGCGUAUCCACAAGCUUCAGUACUUCACCAGCAUCUGGAACAUCCUGGACGUGGUCGUCAUUCUGCUCUCCAUCGUUGCUAUUGGGUUUCACAUCUUUCGCACCAUUGAGGUGAACAGACUGUUGGGAGAGUUGCUGAAACAUCCCAACACCUAUGCGGACUUCGAGUUCCUGGCAUUCUGGCAGACACAGUACAACAAUAUGAAUGCAGUCAACUUAUUCUUUGCCUGGAUCAAGAUAUUCAAGUAUAUCAGCUUUAACAAAACAAUGACCCAGCUCUCCUCCACACUGGCACGUUGUGCCAAGGACAUCCUGGGCUUUGCCAUUAUGUUCUUCAUUGUUUUCUUCGCCUAUGCCCAGCUGGGUUACCUUCUUUUUGGGACACAAGUGGAAAACUUCAGUACCUUUGUUAAAUGCAUCUUCACCCAGUUUCGGAUCAUUCUUGGUGAUUUUGACUACAGUUCCAUUGACAAUGCCAACAGGGUCCUUGGGCCUAUUUAUUUCGUCACCUAUGUGUUCUUUGUUUUUUUUGUGCUCCUGAACAUGUUUCUGGCCAUCAUCAAUGACACCUACUCAGAAGUCAAGGAGGAGCUUUCCAGCCAGAAGGAUGAGCUGCAGCUCUCGGACAUCUUGAAGCAGAGCUACAACCGGACACUCAUGAGGCUGAAGCUGAAGAAGGAGCGGAUUUCUGAUGUGCAGAAAGCACUGCAGAAUGGAACGAAAGAACUGGACUUUGAGGACUUCAAGAACAGCUUGAAGGAACUGGGCCAUGCAGACCAUGAGAUCACAGCAGCCUUCUCCAGGUUUGACAAAGAUGGCAACCACAUCCUUGAUGAAGAGGAGCAACAGCAGAUGAAACAUGACCUAGAGGCGAAAAGGGUUGCUCUGAAUACAGAGAUUGAAAAUUUGGGGAAAUCCUAUGGUGACAACAACCUGGAUGAGAAUCUCACCUAUGUGGAAGCAAGGAAUAACCACGUCAAUAAGGCCAGCUGGGUCUCCAAAGAAGAGUUCCAAGUCCUCCUGCAACGUGUGCUGCAGCUGGAACAGUCCAUAAACAGUAUUGGCUCCAAGAUUGAUGCAGUGGUGAACAAGCUAGAUGUGCUGGAAAGAAACAAGCUGAAGAGGAAGGACCUGUUAGGCAAGCAGCUGGAUAAUGUUAGCAAGGAGGAUGAAGCCAGUCAGGAAGAGCUGCUUCCCCAGAACCUAGACCAGCUGGGGAAAGAAGAAGCAGAAAGCUGGGGAGUGGAACGUGUACAGGGAAACAACCUGAGUGGCAACUCUUCCCAAAAUGGGGCCUACCCCAUCUUGCCAGGUUCUCAGGUGCCCAAGAACAUCCAGCCACAGUCUGAUGUGUGCUUCUAG